AUGGCAGGGGAAAAGCAGCUGUACUACGACUGCGUCGAGCGUACGCUGUUGGUAGCACUGUGCUUGCAGUCCUUCGCUUCCGACGUGGCGGAGGGGUGCGCCGUGCCCGAGGUGGAGUUGAUGUCACCCUACACGGCCACAGAUGCCUCGCCGUUUCCCUUCCUCGUUCACCCUGCCACCGCUGAUGCUUCGUUGCAGAGCAACAAACUGCAGCUGCAGUGGAGCAGCGGGGAUGAGUGUCUUGUUGAGGGAUCAUUCAACAGCACCCGCGUGUCCUUCUGGUUUGCAGCGGCUCACCAGCCCGAUGACGUCCUCUCGACGCAGCUGCUGAGCGAAUAUUUGGCGUUCUUCUGCUCUCAUGGCGCGGCAACCGGUACGCUGCCCGUUCUUCGCUGUGCCCCUGUGCGGCAAGCCUUGAUGGCCAAACCCGCAGCGGAUGCGGCAGACCAAGUCAUCUACGACGUGUCGUUCUUAGUGCUGGCCGCGCACGUGCGCCAGUACGGCCGGCACAGCCUGGCGCGAUUUAUCAUGACGUUCGUCAAGGAGGCCGAAGCCACCGUUGAGAUGUUGAAGGCAUCGCUGAACUCCAGUGGGCGCGCAGCUGCGCAGUCGUUUUUCUCGCUUCCUGUGCAGGCGAACGACGACGAGGAUGGGGAGGCGGGAGGGCAAUGA
Molecule: messenger RNA, 672 nt
Organism: Leishmania braziliensis MHOM/BR/75/M2904
Lineage: Eukaryota; Euglenozoa; Kinetoplastea; Trypanosomatida; Trypanosomatidae
Product: putative ARP2/3 complex subunit
Exons: 1
Coding region: 1-672 (223 amino acids)
Biological process (GO): Arp2/3 complex-mediated actin nucleation; actin filament polymerization
Cellular component (GO): actin cytoskeleton; Arp2/3 protein complex
Molecular function (GO): actin filament binding
Source: RefSeq, a predicted model, not a curated record